UUUUCGUAAUUUUGUUUACUACGGCACAAAAUCCUCCAAAAUGAAAUUAAAAAAGAAAGCGAAUACAGUAAGAAUUCCACCUCUAAAAAGAGCUAUAAAAGUUAAUCGCAAAUCGUCGGAUAUCGAAGGGGAAUCAGCUGUAUCGAAAGCGUUAAAGAAUGUUAGAAAAGUUUUUGAGAAAAAGACCGUGGAGUCAACAAACGAGGAACCAAAGCUACCAAUUAAAUCGUACCGAACCAAAAAAACAAAACAGAGAUUACGUAAAAAACAAGUGUAUCCAAGAGGUAUAGUAUACGUGGGACAUAUACCACAUGGUUUUUAUGAAGAACAAAUGACAGACUAUUUCAAACAAUUUGGCAAAGUAACCAGAGUACGAGUGGCUAGAUCUAAGAAUACUGGUAAAAGCCGUGGUUAUGGAUACAUUGAAUUUAUGCAUCCUGAAGUGGCAAAAAUAGCUGCAGAGACAAUGCAUAAUUAUCUAAUGUGUGGUAGACUAUUAAAAGCUACAUAUAUACCCCCUGAGAGGCAACAUCCACGCUACUUUGCUGGAAAACCUUGGACAGAGAAAGUUUAUCCAAAGAAAGAAAAUAGAAAUGCUGUAAAUAAAGUGAGAAAUGCAAAUCCUAAGAAACAAGAACAUGCAAGAUUUGUGCAAAGUACACGGGACAAAUUGUCUGCUCUAGAAAAGAAACUGAAAGAGAAGGGUUUUGAUCUCAAAUUUGUACCAGCAAGUGACGUAAAGGCAUAACAAGUACAUAAAUACCUUUAAUAUUAGUUUCAUAAUUACAGCGCACAAUUUAAAAUAAAGUAUUAUGGACACAUUGAACGUAAUCUUUGUAUAAAAUACUAUUUACAAUUACUUGUUAAUAUAAAGUCUUUUA
Molecule: messenger RNA, 881 nt
Organism: Dufourea novaeangliae
Lineage: Eukaryota; Metazoa; Arthropoda; Insecta; Hymenoptera; Halictidae
Product: MKI67 FHA domain-interacting nucleolar phosphoprotein-like
Exons: 4
Coding region: 41-748 (235 amino acids)
Biological process (GO): maturation of LSU-rRNA from tricistronic rRNA transcript (SSU-rRNA, 5.8S rRNA, LSU-rRNA)
Cellular component (GO): nucleolus
Molecular function (GO): RNA binding
Source: RefSeq, a predicted model, not a curated record